Messenger RNA from Bufo bufo (common toad), 1328 nucleotides. RefSeq names its product phospholipase A2 group XIIB (gene PLA2G12B). The transcript is spliced from 4 exons. The record is from RefSeq and is a predicted model, not a curated record. Gene Ontology annotation, biological process: triglyceride homeostasis; lipid catabolic process; arachidonate secretion. NCBI's taxonomy places the organism in Eukaryota, Metazoa, Chordata, Amphibia, Anura, Bufonidae. Bases 73 to 675 code for a protein of 200 amino acids. Gene Ontology annotation, cellular component: extracellular region. Gene Ontology annotation, molecular function: calcium ion binding; A2-type glycerophospholipase activity.
UUCAGGCAUUAUACAAAGUGUAGCCAGACAGCACAGAAAGUUUUCUCUGUACAGCCGAGCUCUCCGCACAGCAUGAGGGGGAUUAUUAGAGUCGCCGUGCUUUGCCUGGCGUUUGGUAUAGUAACUAGUACAGAUGGUGUAACGCAGAAUAGCACCUCUCCAAACCCCCCUGAAGAUUCCUCGUCAGACUGGGGCAUUGGAUCAAUACGAGAUGGGUUCGAAGCAGUCAAUGGUUAUUUUGAUUCCUUUUUGGAACUCCUGGGUGGAAGAAACGGAGUUUGCCAAUACAAGUGCCGUUAUGGUAAAGCCCCGCUUCCCCGACCGGACUACAAUCCUCCAGAACCCAAUGGUUGCAGCUCCUAUUUUCUUGGUCUCAAGGUACCAGAAAGUUUGGACAUGGGUAUCCCAGCUAUGACAAAAUGCUGUAACCAACUGGAUAUCUGCUAUGACACUUGUGGGGCAAACAAAUACCGCUGUGAUGCAAAGUUCCGCUGGUGUCUGCACUCCAUCUGCUCAGACCUGAAGAAAAGCCUGGGGUUUGUCUCCAAAGUUGAAGCCUGUGAAGCAAUGGCUGAUACAGUAUUUAACACAGUCUGGACCUUGGGAUGCAAACCUUUCAUGAACAGUCAAAGAUCAUCCUGUAUCUGCAAUGAGGAGGAAAAAGAUGAACUGUAAGAAUAAUAGAGACGUCAACCAGACAUCAUAGAAGACUGCGGUAGUGCAUAGCCAAGUGGACAAUGCAGAGACUCUUCAACACUGUGUAGAUAUUCACUGAGGAACAUUGUACUACUGCAAUCAGAAGUAGCUCAUCUGCUUACUUAUAGGUUAAGUUGCAUCUGGCCUUCAGGCUUGUAUAACAACAGGCUGAAGAACGUGAAGACCAGCUAUUUCUAGAUUCCAGGGAUGGAUUUGGGAGUUGCCAUUCUACUGGUCAUGCCAUGACACACAUUUAUACAAUUUCCUUCUGAUUAAACAACUAUUUAUUGAGAUACCCAAUGCUAAAUAUCCCAGCAAUGGAACCAUCGAUGGAAUCAUGCAGAACACAUACAAAUUGCGCUAUCUAGACCACCAGAUACACAGGAGCGAACAUUUCCACUAAAAAGGUGUUGGACCCUAGUUGAUCAACACAAGGUUUGAUCAUCAAAUUUUACAGUGAUCACCAAUGUUAUCACCUGGUAUAUUGUAGAGAAGCCCCUAAAAAGCUCAUUAUAUGGUAUUCUAUGGAUUAUACCUUUUAUCAGUAAGAUAAUACACAUUAGUGUAUUGUCAGCCAAACCUGCCGAGAACCCUCAGUUUGGCCAUAAUGUGUGUGGAGAACUCCCGACUCU